AUGAAGUACCCGCUCGACGACAACUUCUUCCGUGUCCCGCCACUGUCGCCGGCGUCGCGCCAGAGCUUCUUAGACCAAGGCGACAAGAUCCUCCGGACGUUUCUCGACAAGACGCUCAAGCGCGACGAGUCGAUGCGAUGGUCGUUCGUCGGCGAGUACGACGGUGUCCGCCUCCUCGAAGGCGACAUUCCAGGCCUCAAGCUCGACAAAAGCAUCACGCCCUUCCGCGCAGUCACCAAGAUCCACGCGACGCUCGAAGAGAUUGCCGAGAUGCACGCGUGCGCCACGCGCGCCCAGUGCAAGCGCUUCAUCCGCAACUACGCCGAUGACGUGCUCGACCUCAUGACGCUCCACAACCUUGUCGAGCGCAGCACCGCCCACCCGCUCAAGCAGGUGUACGUCAAAUGGACCGUGUGCGAAAGCCCAGUACCGAUCAUCAAGGACCGCGACUUUGUCUACCUCGAGUCGCAGGACCUCUUCAAGCUCUCGAGCGGCCGGCGCGGCUGGGCGCUGUGCCAGAAUUCGAUCGAGUUGCCGUACGUGCAGUCGCUUCAGAAGACGCCGCUCCAGGCCGUGCGGGGGACGCUCAACCACACGGGCUCGGUGUACAUCGAGACUGACACACCGGGUGUCCUCGACGUCAUCUACCACAUCUCGACCGACAUGAAGGGCAACAUCCACCACUGGGUCCGGAAGCAGGCCAUGAAGCGCCGCGCACGGCACGUUGCCGCGCUCAACGACUUUGUACACCAAGCACGCCUCGCGAGCGUCGCGCUCAAGUCGAAAGCCGAGCUGUACACACCGUCGUCGGCGGCGACAACGAUGGUCGUGCACAACUGCAGUCUCUGCAUGCGCGAUCUCUCGCGCGCCCGGUUUUGCCAAUCGUGCGCCGAGCCGGUGUGUAGUCGUUGCAGCCGCAAGUGGCGCCUCCCCAACGCGCCGGCCGACCAACCCAGCGUCCGCAUCUGCAACGUGUGCUCGUCGGCUGUCCGCAGUGGCCGACUGACAUCCGACGACGGCCACUCGAGCGCGCCGUCCGAGGUGUCGUCCGCUGGCAGCGACGUCAAGGCACGAAAGCACUCGUCGGUCGCCUCGGACGUGGCGUCGGUCGUAAGCGCAACCGAUGCCAAAGCUCGCAAGAGCUCCAUGCCCGUCGAGCAGACGUCUGGCGCGACCACCGUCGUCGCGCCUCGUCGUCGCACGGUCGAUCCGGUCGAAAUGACACCGACCAAGACGACGGCAAAGACCAAGACGACCGAUCCGUUGCGAAUUGACGAAGACACGAUGGAUCUCUCGUACCUCAAGCUCUACGAGGCGCAGGGACCGGCGCCGAUUGGCAACGUGCACCCGCAGGCGCUGAUGCGACCGGAGCCGUCGACAUCGUCGUUUGUGAUGAUGGAACCGACGGUCGAGUUUGACGAAUUCGACGACGACGACGCCAGCGGCGUGUCGACGCCGGGGUCCCGACACGGCAGCAUGGACUUUGACGACCCGGCGUUCGCCAAGUUUGUCGAUCACAUUACACAGGCGCCGAUGCGACAGAGCCUUCGCAUCGCGCACGAGUUGUCGCGGUAG
Saprolegnia diclina VS20 is the source of this 1575-nucleotide messenger RNA. RefSeq lists its product as hypothetical. The transcript has a single exon. The record is from RefSeq and is a predicted model, not a curated record. Lineage: Eukaryota; Oomycota; Saprolegniomycetes; Saprolegniales; Saprolegniaceae. Bases 1 to 1575 code for a protein of 524 amino acids.